AUGGUGGAACUGGGCACAGAUCGCAUCAGGCUCCACGACUCUCUCGUCUUCCAAGCGAUGAGUCGCCUCUCUGCAGCAGACCAACAGCAGCCCUGACUCCUGACACCUCCCAGCCCUCAUCCAGUCUGUCUGCAACACCUCCGGGCUCCUGUCAGGCUGCUGCUACUGGCCCUGCUACAGCUCAGCUUGGAGACUGGCUUUUCUCUGCCGACCCUCGACCCCCUUCAGUCUAUGAGCAGUGGGGCAGCUGGAGUUGAUCACUUAGUUUGGACUUCUCUCUGGACGUGGCUCAUGUGGACUUGCUGCUGCUGCUGAAUUCCUCCUCUUCUCCGAGCACUUUGGGAAUUUGUUUUAUUUUUCUCCUCCAAACUUGCCCUCCUCCUCCUCCUCCUGCUUCUUCUUGCUGCAGAGUCGCUGCUCAGAGGACGGGAACUUUGUAUAUUGUGCAGCUCUAAGCCUGUGGCGAAUGGUGGGAAUCUCAAGCACCUUCCAGUAUCGCACUGAGAAGCGUUGCACAAUGCCAGACUCACCUGUGGAUGUAAAGACACAGUCCAGGCUGACGCCUCCAACAAUGCCGCCUCCACCUACGAUGCAAGGAGGGCCAAGGACCAGCUCAUUCACUCCCACAACAUUAACAAAUGGCACAAGUCACUCACCAACAGCACUGAAUGGAGCUCCCUCACCUCCGAAUGGCUUUAGCAAUGGGCCUUCAUCUUCUUCUUCAUCAUCACUUGCCAAUCAGCAGCUGCCUCCGGCUUGUGGCGCACGGCAGCUCAGUAAGCUCAAGCGAUUCCUCACUACAUUACAGCAGUUUGGCAAUGACAUCUCCCCGGAAAUAGGGGAAAGAGUGCGCACACUUGUGCUUGGACUGGUGAAUUCUACAUUGACAAUUGAAGAAUUUCAUUCCAAACUGCAAGAAGCGACUAACUUCCCACUGCGACCCUUUGUCAUCCCAUUUUUGAAGGCCAAUCUGCCCCUGCUACAGCGGGAGCUUCUGCACUGCGCACGGCUGGCCAAGCAGAACCCAGCCCAGUACCUCGCUCAGCAUGAGCAGCUGCUUCUGGAUGCCAGCACCACCUCACCUGUUGACUCCUCAGAGUUGCUUCUCGAUGUGAAUGAAAAUGGGAAGAGGAGAACUCCAGAUAGAACCAAAGAAAAUGGCUUUGACAGAGAGCCUUUGCACUCAGAACAUCCAAGCAAGCGGCCGUGCACUAUAAGCCCAGGUCAGCGGUACAGUCCAAAUAAUGGUUUAUCCUUCCAACCCAAUGGACUGCCCCACCCGACCCCACCACCACCUCAGCAUUAUCGUUUGGAUGAUAUGGCCAUUGCCCAUCACUACAGGGACUCGUAUAGACAUCCCAAUCACAGGGACCUCAGGGACAGGAAUAGACCUAUGGGGUUGCACGGAACACGCCAAGAAGAAAUGAUUGACCACAGACUGACAGACAGAGAAUGGGCCGAAGAAUGGAAACACCUUGAUCAUCUGUUAAACUGCAUAAUGGAUAUGGUGGAAAAAACAAGAAGAUCCCUCACUGUGCUACGGCGUUGCCAGGAGGCUGACCGGGAGGAACUGAAUUACUGGAUCAGGCGGUACAGUGAUGCGGAGGAUUUGAAAAAAGGCAGCAGCAGCAGCCAUUCCAGACAACAGAGUCCUGUGAAUCCAGAGCCUGUUCCUUUAGAAUCACAUCGGGAAUUCCUUCACAGGCCAGCUUCUGGAUAUGUGCCAGAGGAGAUCUGGAAGAAAGCUGAGGAGGCAGUCAAUGAAGUUAAACGGCAGGCAAUGGCAGAGCUGCAGAAAGCCGUGUCUGAAGCAGAGAGGAAAGCACAUGAAAUGAUAACUACAGAAAGGGCCAAGAUGGAAAGAACGGUUGCAGAAGCCAAACGCCAGGCAGCGGAGGAUGCACUCUCUGUUAUCAAUCAACAAGAAGACUCAAACGAGAGCUGCUGGAAUUGUGGUCGUAAGGCGAGCGAAACCUGCAGCGGCUGCAACACUGCGCGGUACUGUGGGUCAUUUUGUCAGCACAAAGACUGGGAGAAACAUCAUCAUAUUUGUGGGCAGACUCUUCAAGCUCAACAACAAGGGGAGACACCAGCAGUCAGCUCUUCUGUCACCCCCAGCAGUGGAGCAGGAAGUCCCAUCGAUACACCACCAGCAGCAACACCAAGAUCCACCACUCCUGGAACCCCUUCCACCAUAGACACAGCUGCCCGUUAAUUCUAUUUAAAAACAGAAAUAAACUGAAUUGUUCAAAAACAUUAAAGACACAAUGAAACUAAUUCCUCGUUUUCAGAUGUUCAAAGAUUAAAAAUGUACUGUCACAAUUCAAUACGACGCUUACAAUGAACUUCUUUUAUGUGGAAGUAGUAGAUACAGAAGGGCCAGUAACGGGUCACAUGGACUUCUUACAGAAAACAAAGAUAUCUUUUCUUUAGAAAACUGAAAGAGAGCAAAGAAAUAUAACUCAAAGAAAUGCUAGAUUUGACCUCUUCCCUGGUAUUUUUCACUAGCUGGGAUUUUAAACUAGAUGACCUCAUUAAAAUAUGCUUUACCAAACAGCAAACCAAGAGAUUGCUCAUUGCUGUUGAAAGCAAGGGGGAAAAAAUACAAAAAUAUGAAAACUAAAAUCACAAUGUUCUUUAUAAAAAUGAUGGAAAAUAGAGAGGAACCCCAUUAAGGGCCGUAGCAUUGGAUAGAGCAGUCAGCAUUUAACAAGGAGAUGAAUGGCGUCCAUAGGUAACUGACUGAACUUUGAAGACCCGCUACAAAAACUCGCAGAUGUGCAGCAGAUUGGAAGGACUCACAGAUGUUCAUCUUUUUUUUUUUUUUUUUCAAACAUGUUUCUGAAAAAAAAAUUCAUAAUAUCCAGGUCAACAGAAUGAAAGGAAAAUAAAAGAUGAUUUGCAGUGGGAUGUGUGACAACAGCACCGAAGGGGGGGGGGGAUGCAAAAAAAAAAUAAAAAAUACAAGGUUUCUUUUGAAGAACUCGGUGGCCGCAUUUAAUUUACACCCUUGACAUCAAGCAGCUGCCCUAGAUGACCUUUCAACAUUUCUUUACAUUUGCAAAGUUUUACAGAGGAAGACAAUCCAGUCUAUUCCAACUAAUUUAUAUUUUUUAUUGAAAAAAAAUGAAAUUUAAAAAAAAAAAACCAGGCUCAUACACAGCGGCAACAGCUCCAACCCACUUCAGAUGUUCUCCAUCCCCUCAUGUGUGGAAUAAAAAUUCACAAAAAAAAUAAAAAAACUAGUCGUUCUCUUGGUGUUGAAAACACGCCUGUCCUGUGAGCUUUUCCCAAUGGUGUUUUUUCUUGUAAAUGUGUUGGACAAAUGUGAAGAACCAUUGUAGUUUAACCAUGCCCGCCACAUUUAAUCUCUCUUUAUUCCUAGCUGGUGAGACUCUUGUAUCUUUCUACGCUGCUUUUAUGUAUAUGUUAGUGAGAAAUCUCUUGUAGUACAAAAACCGCCCUUAUUAUGAUUCCUUUUUUUAUUUCUUUUGUCAUCACAAGAGAAAAAUGAACGCUAUCUGCCGGAGCUGCUAAUUCACUCUUCUAGAAUUUUUCUUUUCCUGCAAACUAGCAUGCUUCACGGAAUGCUAACAUAUCUGUGUUUUUGUAGGAGGGGAUGUACAUAAAUGUAUUUUUGCACUGUCACAAUGACUCCCUAGGCAUGCAUUUUUUUUUUAUUUUUUAAAAAUUUCACUCAAUCUAUCGAGAAUUUUUUUUAAAAUUUUUUUAAGAUUCGUGUAAUAGGAAUUUUUUUUUUCAUUUCGAAUAAAUGAGUUAUCACGCAAUAUAAAAGGGCAGUGCAUGCGUAUUGCUGUAAGAUAACUUUUAUUUCUGAUUUUUAAACAAAAUAUUGAUAAAUACGAGUUCCAAAUGCCGAGUCGUAGAAUGACAGCUUUAACACUGCUGAUAGUCAGGUCAUACAGUAUUCUACAUAAAGGGAAGUUAGCCAAAGACUGAUCUAAUGGACCAAAAUCUAAUUUUUUUUUUCAAGCACCAGUUCUAUGCUCCAAAAGAUCAGCAGGUUAAACAUGUUCAGUAAGGUACAGUGUGUAUUCAUUUAGCCUUUUAUUGUGCAGUUUCCAGACCAGAACUGCUUGUUAGUUGUAAUUGGGGGAGUCCGGGAACUGGCUAUGUGCUUUCAAAUACAGAAUGAAGCCAACAGAUUACAACAUAUACAAUAUUUUUAACAUAUAGGGGGGGUAUUUACUAAACUCUAAAUGAUAAAUCCCCCAAAAAUUUUGAUUUUUUAGUAUAAAAUCUGACUUUUUAAAAAGCAUGAAUUUAUUAUACCCCGAGGAUGGAAAAGUCUGAAUCAGAAAAUCCGUGACAUUUACAGAAUGAAGCCAACAGUUUACAACAUAUACAAUAUUUUUAACAUAAUGUGUUUAGUAUAAAAUCUGACUUUUUUUUGGAAAAGUCUGAAUCAGAAAAUCCGGGACAUUUACCGAAGGUAACAGCUAGGCUAGAGGGAGCAGGGAGGAAGGUCUAUGUAGGGUAGGUAGGGGUUUUUCUAAUUAAGGGUUUGCUUCUCCUUUAAGAAAAUAUGGUUGUAGCCGGUCAUUGCUCCUGAUUAUGGUAUAUUUUGCUUUAAAAGCACAUAGCCAGAACCUUGGAUGAGUUGUUUCUUGCCAUGGUGCCCCCAAAAUUCAUUUAAACUCAUGUUGUUUUCUUGUCUACAUUGGACACUGGAAAUACAUUUAAUUGAGGAGCUUCUCUAGGAAGCACUUAAUGAAUCCCACAAAUACUCUCAUCUUAAAUCCAUUUAACAAUCAGGCAAUGCCGUUACAAAAAUCGAAAAAGCAUCAUUUUUUUGGACACCCAUGUGUAAGACUCAAAUUAGCACAAUAUGUCUCAUUUUGUUAAUUCAGGGCACCCUGACCGAAAAAGUUAAAAAGCCUCCCCUUCUUGAUUCCAAGCUCUCUCUCCCCCUCCUCCUUCUCUCUGUCCUUCCUCUUCUUUUGCUACAGUCUCCUCAGUGGCAAAAAAAAGUUUCACUCUACCUCUGACAGCAUGUAUAUUGCACCAGUUGCUAAGAAAACUGGUCUAGAUAAACCAAAUGGGCACACAAGAACCUGGAUACCAAAAGUUACGCUCAUACAGCUGCAAACCAUAUCCCUUCUUGGUAACAAUGCAGACCUCAUAAACCUAAAGAAAAAGAAAAAAAAAAGAAUAAAAAAAAAAACUUUUGUUACUUUCCUUUUUUUGCUUGUCACUUAUAUACAGGCUAUGCGAGAGUAUAAUUUGUAGGUAUAACACACUGAAAAGAGUUAACUUCAUUGGAUAUAUCUAAAUGGUGGUCACAGAUAGGAAUAGGGCACCCUAACCUUUUCUUUCUCCUCUCCACCUCCCUCCUUCUCUCUCUGACCCUUCUCUUUAAACUGUUGGGCUUUGUCAUGGGACUGUAUGACAGGGCCGCCUGUUGUGUUUUUCAAGUUUUAAUUUUGUGUAGGUGCAUGUCUUGGGGAUUUUCAAAAUACAAGGCUGGUUUACUUAUGCAAAGCAUGCCUAAGUCUGGAAUACAUAAAGUUGGGGUCAGGGUGGGCAAAAGUGACUUCAUGUUGUCCGAAUUCUUCAAGGGACAGUAAAACAAAUUGGAGACUGUUGAAAUGCAAAUUUUUUUUUUGUAAUUUUAAAAUUUAUUUUUCCACUUUGGGUUCUGCAAGGUUAUUGUGAAAAAGUUGUUGUGCAAUACUUAAUUCAGACACGUACCACAAGUUACUGGUAGACUAACACUGGGUGGGUAUGGGAGACAUCAUGCUUUCGUCAGCAUAAUCUUGAGCUUUCAAGUCUACUAUGUCUGAACUGUGGUUUCUUGUUUAUCCUUUUUCUUUAGUUGGACUGUAUUGUAUGGUCUGUCAACCUGUGAAUCUUUAAAGUAUGAUUCAGGUAUUGUUGUAUUCUUUACUGUGUAAUAAAAAUGUCAAAAAUUAUUGUUUAUUGUAUAUAUGAGAUGUGUCAUUAAAUAUUACAAAAUUCACUA
Xenopus laevis (African clawed frog) is the source of this 5983-nucleotide messenger RNA. It is a transcript of the gene runx1t1.S, whose product is annotated as protein CBFA2T1. The transcript is spliced from 11 exons. Gene Ontology annotation, cellular component: nucleus. Gene Ontology annotation, biological process: negative regulation of DNA-templated transcription; regulation of DNA-templated transcription; DNA-templated transcription. The coding region runs from base 467 to 2215 and encodes 582 amino acids. NCBI's taxonomy places the organism in Eukaryota, Metazoa, Chordata, Amphibia, Anura, Pipidae. The record is from RefSeq and is a predicted model, not a curated record. Gene Ontology annotation, molecular function: transcription corepressor activity.